Messenger RNA from Monopterus albus (swamp eel), 6203 nucleotides. RefSeq names its product ATPase phospholipid transporting 10D (gene atp10d). Gene Ontology annotation, molecular function: magnesium ion binding; ATP hydrolysis activity; ATP binding. The record is from RefSeq and is a predicted model, not a curated record. Bases 130 to 4266 code for a protein of 1378 amino acids. Gene Ontology annotation, cellular component: plasma membrane. The transcript has 23 exons. Gene Ontology annotation, biological process: phospholipid translocation. NCBI's taxonomy places the organism in Eukaryota, Metazoa, Chordata, Actinopteri, Synbranchiformes, Synbranchidae.
CGAGAUGCUGUGAUCUGAAGCGGGUGAUGGGAUACGGUCAUUGUUCUUUCUUCAAUUAAAACAUACAGCGUUUGGAAAUAAACAGCAGGGAUGAAGUUGUUGUGACAGUCCAGUGCUUCUGCUGGGCAGAUGGAGCGGUUCCACUGGGUGCAGCAUCGUUGUCGGCAGCUGCUAGAAGGACAGUCUGUGCAACACUGGUAUUCUGCCCCCAAUGGCGUGCCCGACAAAAACUCCCAGGAUGCCCAUUGCUCUCCACAUAGAGUCAGUGGGAAGCAGAGAACAGUGUUUGGCCGCCACGGGCCCCACCAACAGGAAUAUGAAACCAUCUCCAGAAACUACAAGAGCAAUGUCAUCCGCACCACCAAGUAUAACUUGUUGACCUUUAUCCCCAUGAACCUGUUCCAGCAGUUCCACAGGGUUGCCAACCUCUAUUUCCUGUUCCUGGCAUUAUUGAACUGGGUGCCAGUUGUUGAAGCUUUUCAGAAGGAAAUUACCAUGAUUCCUCUGCUUGUGGUCCUCACUGUUAUUGCUAUCAAAGAUGCCCUGGAAGACUACAGACGGUACUUGUUUGACAAGAAGAUCAACAACAAUGCAGUGCGAGUGUUCUGCGGCAAGCAGAAAGCCUACACUGACCAGCGCUGGAAGGAUGUGCAAGUCGGAGACUUUGUUUUUCUGUCCUGUAAUGAGAUCAUUCCUGCCGACAUAGUGCUGCUGUAUUCCUCUGACCCCAGUGGCGUUUGUUACAUUGAAACAGCCAACCUGGAUGGAGAGACCAACCUGAAACAGAGGCAGGUGGUUUCAGACCUCUUGCUGCAGGGAGUAGAGUUUUCCCCUGAGAGCUUCCACAGCCGUAUUGUGUGUGAGAACCCCAACAAUGACCUCAGCAGGUUCAGAGGCUACAUGGAGCACUCUAGUGGGGUUCGUGUAGGCCUCCAUAACAACAACCUCCUACUGAGGAGCUGCACUAUCCGCAACACUCAGACUGUGGUGGGCAUUGUGGUCUAUGCUGGUCAUGAGACCAAAGCCAUGAUGAACAACACAGGGCCGAGGUAUAAGCGUAGCCAGCUGGAAAAGCAUCUGAACAAAGACAUUUUGUGGUGUGUGGUCCUGCUCUUCAUCAUGUGUCUAACUGCUGCUAUAGGUCAUGGCCUCUGGCUGAAGAACCUCAAGGACCCUGUCUUUCAGGUUGAUGAGGAGAUGUCUCCUGCCCUGGCUGGAUUCUGUGUCUUCUGGACUAUGAUCAUUGUGCUUCAGGUGCUGAUCCCUAUUUCUCUGUAUGUGUCCAUUGAGAUUGUGAAACUGGGCCAAAUCUAUUUCAUCCACAAUGACUUAGCCCUGUACAAUGAGCAGCUGGACUCCAGAAUCCUGUGCCGAGCCCUCAACAUCACUGAGGAACUGGGUCAGAUACAGUACCUGUUCUCUGAUAAGACAGGAACUCUGACAGAGAACAAGAUGGUGUUCUGCCGCUGCAGUAUCUAUGGGGUUGAAUAUCCUCAUGAGGAAAAUGCUCAUAGGCUAAAGAUGUAUGAAGAAGAAAAGACUGAGGCAGCUGUUUGCUCCAUGACUUUGAAGUCUGGCUACAGUGUUAAAUCUUUGAGCUGUCGUUCACUCGGUUGCAACCGGAGCUCUGUGUCUCUAAACACACUCAACACUGAGUCAGAAGAGGAGGAGGACCAACUGUUUGGGAAAAGGACCAGUGCCUUCUGCAGUCGCAUGGCAAAGGAGGUGGUGCCGGAUCCUGAGCUGGUGAAGAAGUUAAAUUGGCUUUCCUGUCCUGUGCUCCCUCUGAGUGAAGGCUCCCCUGGGACUCCAUCGAGCUUGGAGCUCACCUACAUCAUUGACUUCUUCCUGGCUCUGGCCAUCUGUAACAGUGUGGUGGUCUCCUCACCCAGCCAGCCUCAAAAUGUGGUGCCUGAAGCAGGAACACCUCUCAGAUCCCUGGAGGAAAUCAAACUGAUGUUCCAGCACUUCAGUUUCUCUCCUUUCUCAGCCCUGACCACAAUCUCCCCUCCCCAGAUCAAAAGCAGCCCUGGCAGCAGGCAGUUCACUCAUGGGAAGACCAACUCCUUCACAUUCUCUACACCUCCAAGCAGCACUACAGUUGGAUCUGAAUCAGGCCAAGAAAGCAGCCUUGAAACCUCCAACCUUAAACUGCAUUUGUCUGCAAGAAGAGAGAGAGGAGAUAUUGGACAGCUGGAUAGCAGGGAGACAGAGGGUGAUAUCAGCAAAACAAAGAUAAACCCUGACAUGGCCAAGCAGGAUGUAGAGGGCCUGACUAGAGAAAUGGAUAAUGAUGAUGAAUUAGUGUAUGAGGCAGAGUGUCCAGAUGAGGAAGCUCUGGUCCACGCAGCCCGUGCAUACCGCUGCACCCUCAGGGGGCGCUCUGCAGACAGCCUGCUGGUGGAUCUACCAGGAAUUGGUCCUUUGGUUAUCCAGCUACUUCACAUCUUGCCCUUUGACUCCAACAGGAAGAUGAUGUCAGUGGUAGUUCGCCACCCAGUCACUGGACAAGUGGUGGUUUACACUAAGGGAGCUGACUCUGUCGUUAUGGGUCUGGCUGAGACACCUACAUGUGCAGAGCAGGCUCAGGAGAUCCACACUCACAUCAGAAAGCAAAGCCAAAAACAUUUAGACAGCUAUGCCAGAGAAGGCCUCCGCACACUCUGCAUCGCUAAAAAGGUUUUGGAGGAGGAGGAGUAUGAAGUGUGGCUCAAAAGACAUCUGCUGGCAGAAAGCAGCAUAGAGAACAGAGAGGAGCUGAUCCUGGAGUCAGCUCAGAGACUGGAGACCAACCUCACCCUGCUGGGUACCACAGGGAUUGUAGACAGGCUGCAAGAGGAAGUCCCAGAGACCAUUGAAGCUCUUCAGAGGGCUGGGAUCAAAAUCUGGGUCCUCACUGGAGACAAACAGGAGACGGCAAUCAACAUCGCCUAUUCCUGUAAAAUCCUCUGUCCCAAUGAUCAACUGCUGACAGCCAACUGUGGAAGCAAGGAUGUGUGUGCAGCUAUACUUGAGGAGCUCAAACUGGAAGUGCAGCGUUGUGAGGACAGUUUGACCAGAAUUACUUCAAAAAAGAAUUGUGGGAACUCCUUUUUAUGCACUGUGGCCAGCUUCAUUCUGGUUAUAGAUGGCCAGACAUUAGACUGGGCCCUGCAGGAAGAUCUGAAGAGUGACUUCCUGGAGCUUAGCCGUAGAUGCAAAGCAGUCAUCUGCUGCAGGUCCACUCCACUGCAAAAGAGCCAGGUGGUCCACCUGAUUGGGAAAGAGCUUGGAGUCAUCACACUGGCUGUGGGGGAUGGAGCCAAUGAUGUGAGCAUGAUUCAGAUGGCUGAUGUGGGCAUUGGAAUAUCUGGUCAGGAGGGUAUGCAGGCUGUGAUGUCCAGUGACUUUGCCAUCUCCAGGUUUAAACAUCUUAGCAAGCUGUUGCUAGUCCAUGGCCACUGGUGUUACUCUCGUCUUGCAAACAUGAUCCUCUACUUCAUCUACAAAAAUGUGAUGUUUGUAAAUCUGCUCUUCUGGUAUCAGUUUUUUUGUGGUUUCUCUGGGAGCGUCAUGACCAACGCCUGGGUGCUAAUCAUCUUCAACCUGCUUUUCACCUCCAUCCCUCCUCUAAUCUAUGGCGUCCUGGAUCAAAACAUGUCUGCAGACUUACUGAUGGGGCUGCCUGAGCUCUACCAGGCUACACAAACCUCCCAGGUCUAUGUUCCUUGUAUGUUCUGGAUCACAGUUCUGGAUGCUUUUUACCAAAGCCUUGUCUGCUUCUUUGUGCCGUACUUUGCCUUAGCAGGGUCAGAUGCCGGUGAGCUGACGCUCGGCUCUCCAAUCAAUGCCUCAGCUCUCUUCAUCAUCUUGCUGCAUCAAGUCCUUGAGAGUCACACUCUGACAUGGAUUCAUGUUCUGGUGCUGGUGCUCAGUGGUGGUUCCUACUUUGGUUUUGUGCUGCUCCUCAGUGUGUUUUGUGUGACCUGCAACCCCCCCACAAACCCUGUGGGGGUGGAAACGCUCCAGAUGUCCCAGCCACUCUUCUACUUUGUCUGUGCUCUUACUACUGUGACAGCUCUGAUACCUCGGGUGCUGUUUCGAGCUCUGCAUAACACCCUAAACCCCUCUGCUGUUCUGAAAUUGGCUCCGAUGGACAAGGUGAAUUCAGAGAAAUACCACGAGAGAAUGCAACGUUGGAACCUGAGCCACUCCAAAGUCAAAAGGCUACCAUUGGGCGCUGACAACCCUGGCCUGGAGCCCAGUACAGCUUCAGAGGUGUCCUGACUUUUAACUACACACAUACAGGCAGACAUCUGCUGGCAGAGCAAACAGGAUUAUACCAGAGUUUGACCUGACCAGGAAAAGAAAGGCCCAAAUGUUCACAAAAGGCUCUUGUACAUGUCACGGCCAGAAAAGCAACAAUGUGAUUAUUACUUACUGCCUAAUAGGCAGGUUUUCUGGUGACAAACCUUUGAGGAUGUGCAUGUACUGGGGGAGAAAGCGCACUAGUGCACUGUUAUGCUUGCUUAUCUUUUGGAGAUUUUCAUCAUUUUAAGUAGUAAUCAAUCUGUUGAACAAAGCCAUUGAUUACCUUCCUUUAGUAACAGACCAUGUGUAGUCUUUCACUGAAGUGCUCAACAGCUGACAUAAAAACACAGAGCAAUAUCGUUCAUAUUCAUAUCACUUAUCUACAUUUUCCAAAACUUGCAGUAGAUAAAUGUAGAUAAUACUAGUAUUGUAACAUGUUACAGUAUAUGUUGCAGUUACCCUCGUUUCUACUUGUAACAGUCACACCAGUGAUAGAGCCGUUACCCCACCAUUGGAUUAGCUCAUUUUAAUAAAUAAAAUGCUCUGUGCGGUCAAUACACGAUGUGAUCAUUUUACACGGACAGUGCAGAUAAAACACAUAAGACUCAGAGAAACAAAGUAAAAAAAAUAUGAGCCUUCAAAUAGCUGUGCAUCUAGCAGCAGUAAGUGAGCAGAGAGGAGCAGCAGGUAGCGUUGAGGGCCACACGUCCCAGUAAGUACAGUACAACAACAGUCAACGGCGUAGGUAGUCAGAUGGAAGCUAGUCUGAGCUUAUUGAGCAGGGUAGUGCUGUAAAUCAAAGGUUGCUCUGCUCUGGUUUGUUUCAAAUGUUGUUUCAACAUUUUAUAGCCGUCCUUCGAGCGGUUUACUGCUCAACAAGUUCUUGUCAUAAUAUUCUGCACAUAGUCUCAGUAUUUCUGCUUUGUUUUCUACCCCAUGAUUCAUGCGCAUCUCAUUAAUGAUGUUGCUUGGAAACUUGUCUAUUCCAUCCUCUUAACUACAGUCUGCUAAUUUACCACUUCUUUACGUAAUCGUGUUUUGGAACAUUUAACACUGAUCUUUUUUUAUUUGCACUACCUGGUGUUAACCAUGCACACUGGCAUGCUCACUGUGGUUGCAAGAUGUUUAUAGUCCUGUUAGUCACGGAUGGUUUUGUUUGUUGCCAUGGCUGCCAUGAAUAUCAGUAAAGUAUGAGAAUCGACUGAAAAACAAGAACACCAUUGAGUGACUUCAUCACAGUGAAUAUCAGGCCUGCAUUCAGCCACAUUACCCUCACGUGGUAAUACAGUUUGAGCACAGUUUGAAUUGAAACACUUCACUACAUUAACUCUUAUUGCACAGUUUAUUGUACAGAUUGAUACAGACUUGAUGUUCAUUGGUAUCAAUUGUUCCAUUCCAGCAAAUGUCAGCAGUAGGUGAACUGAAUUCCACAUUGUGUAAAAUGAGUGGAAACCAAAGAAGGCCUGGAAUGGUAGCAGUGCAUGUACAUUUCUAAAACAACAGCAUGGUUUCAAAAUGACUUUAAAGAAUGUCAUGUAUACAUGGACUAAAACAUGCCCUUCCACCGUGUGCAUGUAUGUCUGUAAAUGGGUGAAAAAAGGGGACUUGUAAAGCACUUUGUCAGUGAAGCUGGAAGGCAGAAGGUGUUUGGAGAUUAAAACUUAGUCAAGAAAAAAACAGAUGUUUCAUCAACAAAUUCUUAGCAACCACAAUCAAAUAGGGGGCCUGGGCUGUGCUGCUGCCACUGAGUGUAUUUAACUGUACCAGUGGUUUCUAGUCAGCAGGACAGGCUUUGUUUGUACCCAUGUAGGAGACAUCAAUUCCAGGAGAGGUUCGAUUUGGUGUCCUCUCUCUCUCUCCCUGUACCUUUCUGCAGGUUGCCCUGGCCCUGGAGCUCUACGAGCAGUCCCCAG